This is a messenger RNA of Psammomys obesus (fat sand rat), 2597 nucleotides long. RefSeq names its product peptidyl arginine deiminase 1 (gene Padi1). The transcript is spliced from 16 exons. Gene Ontology annotation, cellular component: cytoplasm. The record is from RefSeq and is a predicted model, not a curated record. Bases 1 to 1992 code for a protein of 663 amino acids. NCBI's taxonomy places the organism in Eukaryota, Metazoa, Chordata, Mammalia, Rodentia, Muridae. Gene Ontology annotation, molecular function: calcium ion binding; protein-arginine deiminase activity.
AUGGCCCCACGGCGAGCUGUACGACUGUCCCCGAGGGAGCCUGCUCACGCCGUGUGUGUGGUAGGCGUGGAGACGCCAGUGGAUGUCCGCAAUGAUGUACCCAAGGGCGCCAAGACCUUUGGGGUGUCUGGGAGCUCGGAGGUGAAGGUCUACAUGCUCUACGACCCCGCACGGGUGCCAGAGCCUGCAGGCCGGGCCCGCUGGCCGCUGGAUGCCGACGUGGAUGUGGUGGUGGUGGCGGACACAGUCAGCAAGGACUUAAAUGACCUCAGGGUGAAAGUAUCAUAUUUCGAGUCACAGGAGGCUGGAGCCCUGGGCCACAGCAUGCUGUACCUCACUGGUGUUGAUGUGUCCCUCGAUGCCGACACAAGCCGCACAGGCAAGGUGAAGAAAGGCUCAGUUGACAAGAAAACCUGGCGCUGGGGCUCCCGGGGCUCCGGGGCCAUCCUGUUGGUGAACUGUGACAGAGACGCUGUCCAUGGGUCCAGGGAAGACCUGCAUGCCAGCCAUCUGAGGUCACUGGAGGACCUGCAGGAUAUGUCCCCAGUGGUGCUGAGCUGCCGUGGCCCCGACGAGCUCUUUGAGAGCCACAAGCUGUUCUUGAAGGCGUCUUUGCCCGAUUCCAGAAGGCUGAGGGUCUUCUGUGCCCGGGGUGGGACCUCCCUCUCCAACUACAAACAGGUGCUAGGGCCCCACCAUCAGUCUUAUGAGGUGGAGCGGCGUCCGGGGGAGAGAGACAUCAAGUUUUACGUGGAAGGACUCACCUUCCCCGACACCAGCUUCUCAGGGCUGGUCUCUCUGAGUGCCAGCCUGGUAGACACGGAGGCCCUCUCCGAGGCCUCACUCUUCACAGACAGCGUGACCUUCCGAGUGGCCCCCUGGAUCAUGACCCCCAACACCCAGCCGCCGCUGGAGCUGUAUGUAUGCAGCGUGACAGACGCUCACGGCCACAAUGACAAGUUUCUAAAGGAUAUGGCCCACCUGGCCCUGAAGGCCAACUGCAACCUUGUGGUCGUUCCCCGGGUAGAAAAUCGCAAUGAUCGCUGGAUCCAGGAUGAGAUGGAGUUUGGCUACAUCGAUGCCCCUCAUAAAUCCUUCCCUGUGGUCUUUGACUCCCCGAGAAACAGAGGCCUGAGGGACUUCGCCCUUAAAAAGAUCCUGGGUCCUGACUUUGGAUAUGUGACCCGGGAGAUCGAGUACGCAGGCGCCUCUGGCCUGGAUUCCUUCGGCAACCUGGACGUGAGCCCGCCGGUGACGGUGGGUAACAGGGAGUACCCCCUUGGCAGAAUCCUCAUCGGUGGCAGCUUCCCCAAGUCCAGCGGGCGUCGGAUGGCCAGGGUGGUCCGUGACUUCCUGCAGGCCCAGCAGGUGCAGGCGCCCGUGGAACUCUACUCCGACUGGCUUUCCGUGGGCCACGUGGAUGAGUUUAUGACCUUUGUCCCCACCUCUGACCAAAAGGGUUUCCGGCUGCUCCUGGCUAGCCCCAGUGCCUGCCUUCAGCUGUUCCAGGAGAAGAAGGAGGAGGGCUAUGGCGAGGCACUGCAGUUUGAAGGCCUCAAGCAUAAGAUGAAGAGAAGCAUCAACGAUAUUUUAGCCGACAAGCACCUCAAGAGGGACAGCAUACACGUACAGGAAUGCAUUGACUGGAACCGGGCAGUGCUGAAGCGGGAGCUGGGCCUGGCGGAGAGCGACAUCGUGGACAUCCCACAGCUCUUCUUCCUGAAGGGAGCCUAUGCCGAAGCCUUCUUCCCCGACAUGGUCAACAUGGUGGUCCUAGGCAAGUACCUGGGCAUCCCGAAGCCCUUUGGCCCUCUCAUCAAUGGCCGCUGCUGUUUGGAGGAGAAGGUUCGCUCCCUUUUGGAACCACUGGGCCUGCACUGUAUCUUUAUUGACGACUUCCUGUUUUACCACCAGCUGCUGGGGGAAAUUCACUGCGGCACUAACGUUCGAAGAAAACCUUUUACCUUUAGGUGGUGGAACUCGGUUCCCUGAGCCUGCUGGGCCACCACCCUUGCUGCCCUGUUGAUGGGAGUCCCAAGGGCAAGGGACACGGACCAGCCUCCAGCCUCCUGGGGCCUGAAAGCUGGCUGGCUAUUGUGGUCAGCUGAGCUCCAGGAGGACACCAUCCUUCUGCAUCACUCUUCCCUCUCCCUUUCCCAGCCACGGCCCCCAGAGGGUCAAGUUUGGCAGCUGAGACUGUUCACAGCAUGGCCCCCACAGGCUCGACUCACUUUGAGUUGCUUCCCUCUCUUUGGACACCUCGCUGGAGCCUGUGAAAAAAUGGCUUUAGAGCUGUUUGAGAAAUGCCCACCAUGCCUGGACCCUGGGGUGAGGGCACCAUGGUUCCAUAUGACUCCUGGAUUUUGUGACAUGAAAAGGAAGAUUUGGGAUGUCCUUUUCCCUAAUGGACCUCAGGCCAUGACCCUCUGGCCCCAUCAGCUCUAGGUAGGCAAGUAAGGACAGGAAAGCUCAGUCCUUGAACGGGAGCAGGCACAAAAGCCCCUCUAAUGGCCAACUCCAUCCGAGAGGUCCUCUGCAGGACGCUUGUUAUUUGUCCGGGGAGCCUUUAAUUAUAAGACCUGGUGCUUCCUGUUGGA